Gongylonema pulchrum is the source of this 357-nucleotide messenger RNA. The record is from the annotation of a GenBank genome assembly. Lineage: Eukaryota; Metazoa; Nematoda; Chromadorea; Rhabditida; Gongylonematidae.
AUGGCUGCAGGACACUAUGAGGGAGUGCAGUGGAUUUGUACGUCAAACACUUCUUGGCAAGGACCCAACAACGGAAUCACGAAUUUCGACAAUUUUGGCUUAGCUAUGUUAACUGUUUUUCAGUGCGUCUCACUUGAAGGCUGGACCGACGUCAUGUACUGGGUGAACGAUGCUGUUGGCCGAGAAUGGCCAUGGAUAUAUUUUGUUACACUGGUUAUCCUUGGCUCCUUCUUCGUGCUCAACUUAGUGCUUGGUGUUCUUUCCGGGUCGGGAUAUCUAGACUGGAUCAAUCAAGCUGAAGAUAUUGAGCCAGUUAAUGAUGAUGAGCAAGAAGAUGAGCAGCAGUUCAACGGUUAG